This is a messenger RNA of Colletotrichum phormii, 1254 nucleotides long. Its product is annotated as concanavalin A-like lectin/glucanase domain-containing protein. Lineage: Eukaryota; Fungi; Ascomycota; Sordariomycetes; Glomerellales; Glomerellaceae. The record is from RefSeq and is a predicted model, not a curated record. The coding region runs from base 1 to 1254 and encodes 417 amino acids. Gene Ontology annotation, cellular component: fungal-type cell wall. Gene Ontology annotation, molecular function: hydrolase activity, hydrolyzing O-glycosyl compounds; glycosyltransferase activity. The transcript has 2 exons. Gene Ontology annotation, biological process: carbohydrate metabolic process; fungal-type cell wall organization.
AUGCGUUACGCAGCCUUGACUCUGGCCGCUGCUGGCCUGGCUUCUGCCCAGACAUUCUCCGCUUGCAAUCCCGUCAAGGGUGACACCUGCCCUGCCAACACCGCUUUUGGCGGCGAAGCCAGCUAUGAUUUCCGCACCGCCAAGAACAUGAACGACCUGGAGUCCUUCUUCAUUGUCGACGGCGGCGUCAAGUACAACCCCAAAGUCCUGUCAUUCUCCGCCGACACGGGUUGCGAAAUGACCAUCUUUGAGGAGAACAACGCCCCGACUCUCACCUCAAAGAACUACCUCUUCUUCGGCAAGGUUGAAGUCGAACUACAGGCCGCCCCCGGUCGCGGCAUUGUCACUAGUAUUGUCCUGCAGUCCGACGCCCUCGACGAGAUCGAUUGGGAGUUUGUCGGUGCCGACCAGACCCACGUUCAGACCAACUUCUACGCCCUCGGUGUCAAUGACUACACCCGCGCUCGCUACUACGAGGUUCCUUUCAACCCCAUGACCAGCUUCCACACUUACACCAUUGAGUGGACCAAGGAGUCCAUCGUCUUCUCCAUUGACGGAAAGGUCUACCGCACCGCCACCCCCGCCGAGGGCAACUACCCGCAAACUCCCAUGCAGCUCAAGCUCGGUACCUGGGUCGGCGGAAAGGGCACUGCUCAGGGCACCAUCGACUGGGCUGGUGGUCUUGCUGAGUGGAGUCAGGCUCCCUAUGCCGGCCACUACCGCUCCCUCAAGGUCUGGGACUACGCCGGAGGUGACAAGGCUGGUGCCAAUCAGUACGAGUACUCCAAGGGCUCCGACGGAAAGUGGCAGAGCAUCCAGAUCGUCGGUGCUGGCGAGAAGAGCGGCAGCUCUGGCAGCGUUGGCGAUGCCAGCAAUGUUGGCAGUCCCAAGGGCGACAAGUCCAGCGACAAGAGCGGCAACAACAAGGCCCAGCAGUCCGACGUCCCGACGCAGAGUGCUAAGAACACCACCACCAUCAUCGAGACCUCAACCACCAGCGCCCCGGUCCCGUCCUUGACUGUCGCCGCCAACACCACGACCACUCAUGCUAACAGCACUUCGUCGACCCUGACGAGACUGGUCUCAAGCUCUGGAUCGCCCACUGGAUCUGUCAACGCUCAGACGACUCUUCCCUCCACAACUGGCGGCACUCCCGCUCAGACAAGCGCUCCGGCGCCCGCUGCUGCUUCCGCUUUGCAGAGCAGCUUCUUCGUUGCCGGUAUCGCGGCUUUGUUUGCUGCCAUGAUGCUGUGA